AGCCAAUGAUUCAGUUCUUUUAGCAUUGUAUGAGGCAGUUCAUCUGAAUCGUAACUUCAUUACAGCACUAACACAUUCUCACACUCCAACAUCAGCCACAACUCCCCCAUCGUCACCUGUGAUUUCUACACCACCUGCUGUCUUUGAAGGUUCCACAACACCCAGCCCCACACAAGAAAGAUCAGCCAGUCCAACUUUUGUACCCGCCAACAAUGUUCCACAGCCAACAAAUCUGGUUGUCACUUUCCUACAGUACAGUUCCAUUGUCACUCAAGAAACAAAGGAUUCUACCAGAUACAACAAUGCCAAGUUAUGUCUCAUAAUUCUUACUUGUAUUGCUGAGGAUCAGUAUGCCAAUUCAAUAAUGCAUGAUGCUAACAUGGCUUUCAGAGUCCACCUACACAAGCUGCCCAUGAGACACAGAAAGGCUAGGACAGAAACCAGCCCACCAUCUCGCCCACUGGUUUGUUCUCUCCUAGAUCUGAUGGUUGAGUUUAUUCUGAGUCAUUUAAUGAAAACUUUUCCUAUGGAACUUUAUGUUCGAUGUUUGGGCAUUAUUCACCGAGUUCUUUGCUACCAGAAAAAGCUUCGGGUUCGAAUACAGUACCCAUGGAAAAAUUUGUGGACAGCAUUGAUACAUCUACUCAAGUUCCUCCAGUCCCAUGAGUCGCAGCUGGUGAAGAAAUACAACAUCUUUCAUUUAGCUUCCAAGGUGGUGAACAUCUUCAAUCUGUUUGUGACAUAUGGCGACACCUUCCUACCAAACCCCACCAGCUAUGAUGAGCUUUAUUAUGAAAUUAUCAGGAUGCACCAAAUCUUUGACAAUAUCUAUUCAAUGGCUUUGAGGUACACAAGUACAGACAGUGAACACAAGGAGUCAGCAGCCAAACUGUCUAACCAUUUAGUUAACAUCAGAGCAAUUAUCAACCAUUUCUCCCCAAAACUUGAUGCUUGGGCAGCUGCCAAUCAUCUGUCCUCUCUAACAGAAGAACAGGUGCUAGAAGUAGUGAGAGGAAACUAUGACACGCUGACUCUGAAACUACAAGACAAUCUGGAUCAGUUUGAAAGAUACAGCGAGAAACCCAGGGAGACACCAUUUUUCACCAACCAG
Molecule: messenger RNA, 1111 nt
Organism: Candidula unifasciata
Lineage: Eukaryota; Metazoa; Mollusca; Gastropoda; Stylommatophora; Geomitridae
Source: the annotation of a GenBank genome assembly